AUCAUUAACUUAUAAUUAUAAAUCAUAACAUACACACAAACCCACAUCUUAGAAUCACCACCAGAUUCUCUCCAUUUCAUCAGAAAAUCCUAAAAAUGGUCAGACAGAGAAGAAAGACAGAGAAAGAAGAAGAGAAGCGAGAACAAGAAGAUGGAAAUCAAGAAGAGAAGGUGAAGCCAAGGCAAAGAAGCGUGAGCAGAAGAAACAUACAAUCUCUGGUGAUUGGACUCGUUGGAGCUGCAUUGACUCUCGGGGCUUAUUCUCAGACGUUUGUUUCUCCGGGAAAAUCUAUCGGCGCCGGUCUAUUUGUCCUCUUCUUUGGCUUACUUGUGAGCGAAGGUUUCAUCUCUCUUUAAAAAAAUGUUUGCAAAUUAAACCUUUUUUAUGGAUAUUAUAAAAUAUAUUUAUCUAUGAGCAUCUUGUUUCAUAUUUAUCUUAUGGACUCUUGAAUCAUGUGAUCCAUUCCAUAUUGUUUUUACCGAUAAUUUUUUUUUUUUGGUUUUGUAAGAAAAUGUUUUGAUCUGUACGUAUACAUCUUCAUA
Eutrema salsugineum is the source of this 542-nucleotide messenger RNA. RefSeq lists its product as uncharacterized. Lineage: Eukaryota; Viridiplantae; Streptophyta; Magnoliopsida; Brassicales; Brassicaceae. Bases 96 to 356 code for a protein of 86 amino acids. The record is from RefSeq and is a predicted model, not a curated record. The transcript has a single exon.